Molecule: messenger RNA, 393 nt
Organism: Aegilops tauschii subsp. strangulata
Lineage: Eukaryota; Viridiplantae; Streptophyta; Magnoliopsida; Poales; Poaceae
Source: RefSeq, a predicted model, not a curated record
UCUGAUGACGUCAAAGACAUGAAGCCUCUGAAUGACCGGGUUCCCAUCAAGGUUGCUGAGGCUUCAGAUAAGACUGAAGCUGGUGUUAUCCUCACCGAGACAACCAAGGAGAAGCCAUCAAUUGGAACGGUCGUAGCUGUUGGUCCGGGCUCUCUAGACGAGGAAGGCAAGAGGCAUCCAUUGUUGGUGUCAGCAGGUAGCACCGUGCUGUACUCCAAGUACGCAGGCAGCGGGAUGAAGGGAGCUGAUGGCACGAACUACAUUGUGUUGAGAGUGUCAGAUUUGAUGGCUGAGCUCUCUUAAGUGUGUGGUUUACUUCUUUGUUUCAGUUUUGAGUUCAUGAUAGAGGCUAGCACGAGUGGUAAGAUUGCUAUGUGAUAACCACAUGAUGCU